Rotaria sp. Silwood2 is the source of this 1302-nucleotide messenger RNA. Lineage: Eukaryota; Metazoa; Rotifera; Eurotatoria; Philodinida; Philodinidae. The record is from the annotation of a GenBank genome assembly.
AUGCCUGUAGUUCGAGCUAUUGAACGUAAUGUAGUAUCAUUACCAACUAGUCCACAAAAAUCGUACAUUCUUUCGUCUAAUCUUCCAACACAAUAUGAAGAAAACAAUUCAACGGAAGAAAAAAUUUCUACAAAAAAAACAUUAGAUUCGCCAAGAAAAAAUAGUGGAUCAGUGCAAAAAACCAUAACAUCUGCCUCUGCAGCAUCUCGUCGUCCAGUAAACCAUGAUUUACUUCCACCAAUGAGAGGACGUUCAAAUACGGAUGUUCAAGCAGCUAUGUCUACAUCGAAUGGUCUUAAACAACAACAAGUAAAUAUCGGUGGAUCUGGUAGUGAUAAAGCUGUAAAUCAUCAUAAUUAUAAUCGAUCACAAUCACCAAUAUCACCGAAACCUAAGUGUACGUUACCAACAACAUCUUGUCAACCAGGUUAUGUGACACCAUCAAAAUUAUUUAAUAUGAUGGGUUAUGGUUUAGAUAAUCAAUAUUUAUUUAUGCUAGCACAUUAUUUAUAUAUUAUUGAUUGUCGAACCAAAGAAAAAUUUAACGAAAAUCAUAUUAUUACAGCCAUUCAUUGGGAAGAUGCAUUAAGUGGUGCUGUUUACAUAUCCAUCGUUGAACGAUUUAGUGAAAUUGUUUUAUAUGAUGAAAAAGGAAUUUUUUUCAAUACAUCAACAGAAAUGCGUCGUGUUUCUAAUCGUUUUUCAACGCCAGGUGCUAAAGCCUGUUUAACAUUAAGCGGUGGUUUUGAAGCAUUUCGUACAUAUUUUCCUUUCACUUGUAUCCAAUCUGAUGUACGUUCGAUAGUUGACCGUGAAAAAUUUCUUACCAUUUAUCCAUCUGUUGUUCUUGACAAUCAACUUUAUCUUGGUACCGGUCAUCAAGCAACAAAUUGGAAAGUUGUACGUGAUCUUAAAAUAACGCAUAUUAUAAAUAUAUCUGUUGAGCAUCAAUGUGUAUUUACUGAUAAAAUAAAAUAUUUACAUUUAGAAUUAGAAGAUAUGGAAGAUGUUUUACUUAAAGAUCGUUUUGAUCAAACAAUACGUUUUAUGGAAACAGCAUUUCAAAAUCCAUCAAGUCGUAUACUUGUUCAUUGUAACUUAGGUAUAUCAAGAUCAACGACAAUAAUUCUUGCUUAUUUAAUGAAAACAUAUAAUGCAACAGUUCUUGAAGCAUUCAAAUUUUUAAGACAUCGACGACCAAUUGUUAGUCCUAAUGUCGGCUUUCUUCGUCAAUUAAUUGAUUAUGAAUAUGUACUUUUUUCUCAUACAUAUUCCGAUCCACAUGAUCCAAUAUUUCAUUAA